This is a messenger RNA of Saccostrea cuccullata (small rock oyster), 1943 nucleotides long. RefSeq names its product ankyrin repeat domain-containing protein 50-like. The record is from RefSeq and is a predicted model, not a curated record. The coding region runs from base 132 to 1943 and encodes 603 amino acids. Lineage: Eukaryota; Metazoa; Mollusca; Bivalvia; Ostreida; Ostreidae. The transcript is spliced from 2 exons. Gene Ontology annotation, molecular function: protein binding. Gene Ontology annotation, cellular component: ciliary inversin compartment. Gene Ontology annotation, biological process: protein localization to ciliary inversin compartment.
AGCUGAUCGAUACCUUUUAUCCGCUUGGGCAUCUUUAGUAAGACCUGAAUUAGUGACGAUUUUCAUUCGCCAGGACAUUUAUAAUACUGAAGGUUGUUAUUUUCUUUAUUAGUUGAUUGGAAACUGUUGAAAUGCCUUGGAAGUGGGGGAAAAUCAGCGACCUUGACCUUGAGUUGGAGGUCAAGCGUUGUUACCAGUCAUUACUUGAAGCACAGGAAACCAAUGACAACUGCGCUAGGACGCACGAGAACGUUGGAAGGGUGAUGGAAGGAAAAAUAGAUCAGGAGAAUUCCUUUCCCGGGAAAUGGUGCUUUUCGAAACCCAGAGAAAUUUAUACAGAUGGUGAGAAAAUGGAGGAGAAAUAUUUCACUAACUUUGAGAUACCUAAAUUUGAAAAACCUCUCGGUGUUUCUUCGCCAUAUCUAAAACCUACGUUUAUGAAAUCCAAGUUUUUAGUUCCUAAGACAGCUCCAUCUUACGAUGAAGUAGAAGUCCCAUCAUUCACCAAAAGAUCGCUACACAACGGAGACUUGGACAGCGAAACUUCUUACAUUCUUCCCUCAGUAAAACUGGAAGAAGAAAGAUCAAUCUUAAGUAGUAUCUCCACAAUUCCGGAAACCACACUAACAGAUGAAAUAUUCAGACACGGGGAGGACGUGAAUUUUGCCGACAUUGAGGGCAAGACGGGACUUCAUCAUGCCGCCAGGCGUGGACAGAUCCUAACAGUGCAGCAGCUGAUAAAAGACGGCGCCAUGGUAAAUGCGGUGGACGAAUCUGGGAAGUCGCCUCUCAUUUACGCGGUGGAAUACGGCUUCACCGCGGUGGCCAAAGAAUUAAUCGAACACGGGGCUUAUGUGAACCAGAAAGAUCAAGACAAAGAAACGGCACUGAAGCUCGCCACCUUAAGUGGAAAGAAAUACCUGGUGAGUGUCCUUUUAAAGCACCGUGCGUCAGUUUAUAUUCUUGAUAAAGACAUGAAAGCACCUCUUCACUAUGCAGUGGAGAAGAAUUUCCCGGAUAUUGUGGAGCUGUUGGUUGAAUUCGGGGCACCUGUCAAUCAAAGUGACGGACAGCAACGGAAGCCUUUGCAUUAUGCCGCAGAGAAAGGUUUUAUAUCCAUUGUAGAACUACUACUAAUGAAGGGCGCUUCCAUCGACAGUAUGGACCGAGACUUGCAAACUCCAUUAUUCCUUGCCGUAGAAAAGGGACUUGAAAUUAUGACAAACAUCCUAAUAUCGAAGGGGGCCAACGUGAAUGCCGCAAACCGGCGCCGCCAGACCCCGCUACAUAUUGCCGCAGGAAACGGAUUCAAUGGCAUAGCUCUCGAACUUAUGACAAACCGAGCCGGGGUAAAUAGUCAGGAUGACCUAGGACGGUCACCUGUGUUUUAUGCCGUACAAAAUCGAGACGUUAACAUGCUGAAUACGCUUAUACGACACGGUGUGCAGAUGGAUAGCUGUGAUUCGGCGGGAAAAAGUAUUUUGCGAUACGCCAUUGAAACCCAUAGUGAAGCCCUCAUUUACAUAGUGGCCAGAGCAGAAAUGGACCAGUGCACACUUAAGCGCCAUGUUUAUCAUCGUCAGCUUUUGACUGCCAUUGAAGAAAAGUGCGACUUCUUGGGGAAGACGGUAUGGAACUACGUCAUCGAUCAAUGUACACGUCACUGUGCUGACGAAGUGGAAAACCGGCAGACGACGGCCACGGUUAAUGUUCUUCUUGAAGCCACGUGUACAGCAUUCUCACGUGCAAACAAGCACAUGAUUCUAAGAGCAGAACCGCAUCUGAGAAAUGAUAAAGCUGAGAGCCCGUAUAUUGUGGCAUACGUGAUCACACUGCCGCCAAAAAGACCUCUGACAUUUAUGGGAUUGUCCAUUGUCUACAAAGUUUCGGAUUUUAGGGAAACCUCGCUUUCAAGUUCCUUCAGCAAGCCCAAAGUAAAGUGA